Drosophila innubila is the source of this 3716-nucleotide messenger RNA. It is a transcript of the gene Eip74EF, whose product is annotated as ecdysone-induced protein 74EF. The transcript is spliced from 4 exons. Bases 799 to 3594 code for a protein of 931 amino acids. Gene Ontology annotation, molecular function: sequence-specific DNA binding; DNA-binding transcription factor activity, RNA polymerase II-specific. Gene Ontology annotation, biological process: cell differentiation; regulation of transcription by RNA polymerase II. The record is from RefSeq and is a predicted model, not a curated record. NCBI's taxonomy places the organism in Eukaryota, Metazoa, Arthropoda, Insecta, Diptera, Drosophilidae. Gene Ontology annotation, cellular component: nucleus.
CCAGCGACAGUGUCGGCAACUGCGACUGCGACGCCGACAUCGUUUUCGCAAUAGCAGCUCCAACAACAUUUUGUGGCUCGCGCUCUUCCAGUUGGCGCGAGCCGAGCAAGCGAGCCCCAUUCAGUCGCGUCGCUGUCGCUUGCUCAUUUUUUUAACUCGCCUUUGCCUUCCCACCUGUCUCUCUCUCUCUCUCUUUCUCUGCUGUGUGUGUGUGUGAGUGUGCCAGUGUGUCUGUGAGUGGGGCGCGCGCGCGCUUUGCCAGAAACAUCGACGUCGACGUCGACAUCGACUGCGGCAUCGACAUCGACAGCGGCAUCCACAUUGAGCACGACAACGACAGCGCACGCUGCAGUCGCGUCGCAGUCGCCGCCUGCAACGUUUGUUUGCGCCUAAUAAACACUCGGCAGUGCUUUUAGUGCUGACUUUAGAUUUUAGUUUUGCUGAUACCGUAAGAGAUAAAUGACGUGCCGCGGCUGACAGCAAAAGCAAAAGCAAACGUAAAAGCAAAAGCAAAACAUACGUACUAGAAGCUAAUCUAAAUAAUUUGUUGCCUUUACGUUAAACGUCAAACGUUAAACGGUAACGUUUCCGCGUUGUGCGCUGUGCGUUAUGCGUUGCAUGUUGCACGUUAAUGGCCUACCACAAAAAUGUGUUUAAGUGCAGGCAACGCCGGCAAACAAAUCUGCAAAAUUGGUGAAUUGAAAUUACCUCAAAGUUGUAACGUAACGUAACAUGUGCAGCGUGUAAACAUCGUGUAAUCUAUAAAAAAAAAGAAAACAAAAACAAAAAACUGCUAAAAUGAUAAUGGUGCAACAUUUGGUGGCUGCCACAGCUCACAAUUUUGCGACGGCGGCACUCUCAAGCGUUUCCUCAUCGUCCAGCUCCAUUUCCAUCUCGAGUUCCAGUUCAAGUUCAAGUUCGAGUUCGUCAUUAUUAUCGCUAUCAUCUGCCUGCUCCACAUCCUCAGUCUCUGCAUCUGCCUCGCCAGCGGCCUCGCCCACAGCUGCCGCCUGUGGCACGCCCACGCCCACACCAGUCGCCUCGCCGCUGGCGCCCACAACGCCCACAUCGCCAGCACCAGCGCCAGCGACAGCGACAGUGAAGGAAACGCAGCUGGAGAUUGAGUCGGAGAAUGUUGAGUCGAAAGAAACCACAACAAAAACAACAGGAGAAGAGGGAGCAGCAGCAAUCGAAGGUGCCAUAGAUGAAACCAAGUCAGACCGACAGAGUCCCAGACUUGCAACAGCAACAUUGGAAGCAGCAGCAGCAACUGUUGUUGUUGUGGCAACAGCUCCCAGCAACAGUGAGCCUGAAAAGGAGCUUACAACAACUGAAGCUGCUGAGGAGGCUCAAGAGGAGACAGAGCCAUCAGAUUGUCGCGAGUUCAAAGUGCUCUACAAUCACCUGAGGCAGCAGCAACAUCAUCAGCAACAACAGCAGCAACAGCAGCAGCAACAACAACCACAAUCCGAGCCAGACAAAACGCGCAGCACUCUCGACGAUGUCUCGAAGAUACUUUGGGAACGCAAGCAACAGCUGCAACGCAGCAGUGUCAUCACCAGCAGCAACGAGUUGCAAGUGCAACAUCAGCAGCAGCAACAGCCACAACACGAGCAACAUCAACAGCAGCAGCACCAACAACAGCAACAGCAACAAAUGAGCGAUAUUGAGGAUGAGGAGACACUCGAAGAGGAUGUGGAUGCGGAUAUUGAGGCAGAUGCGGAUGAUGAGGAGCUGUUGGAUUUGCAAUACCAAGAUGGCUAUGACUCACCCCUGGAUCUCUCGCUGAGCAGCACCGCAACAACAGCGAAUGCCACAGCGGCAACAACAACCGCCGCUAGCGUCAGCAGCAGGCGACGUGGACGCACUUACUCCGGCACCGAGUCCGAUGACGAGGCAGCGUCGCACUGCGAAAGGACGAGGAUGCGUCUGAAGCCGGCAGAGCGUUCAGCGGCCUACAAGAAGAGCUUGAUGAAGCGUUACUAUACUGAAAUUCCUAUUGUCAAACAAUCAACCAGUCCGUCACCUCAUCAGCAGCAGCAACACCAACAACACCAACAGCAACAGCACCUGCAGCAAAAUCAACAACAGUCUUUUGGAGGUGCAACAACAUUGUUGCACAUCAAGACCGAACAGAAUACGCUCUUAACACCGCUCCAACAGAAUCAGCAACAGCAGCAACAACAACAACAACAGCACAGUUUACAGAGCAACAACAAUGGGCAUCAACAGCAGCAGCAGCAACAACAACAACAACAGCAGCAGCAACCUUUGGCCAUACCACAUCGGCCAUUACUGCACAAUUUGCUCAGCGGCGGUGCAAUCCACAAUCCACAUCACAGAAAUUACACGUCGGCCACAACAGGUUCAUUUCCGCCAAGUCCGGCGGAUAGCGGUGUGUCCGACGUGGACAGCUCCAGUUCCGGCGGCCAGCCAUGCGCAGAUGAGUUGAAGGCGCGCCUGGGCAUGCCCACACCAGCAUCAUCAUCAUCAGUGUCUGCAUCGGCAUCGGCGUCGGCAGCAGCCGCUGCGGCAGCGGCCACCCACUCAGCAGCGGCCGCAGCAGCGGCGGCAGCAGCAGCGCACCUGCAUACGGGCACAUUUCUGCAUCCGAAUUUAUACCAGAACAAUGCGGCGAAUUCGUUGCGGAAUAUAUGGAAUCGCAGUGUUGGGGUGCCCGACAACUAUUAUGGCAGCAGUGGGUCCAGCGGCAACGGCGUCAAUUCUGGCACGCCAGGUGCGCCCAACUAUUUGACAACGUCCUACUUCAAUGCGCCAACGGCAGCGGCGUCGCAGCAGCGUAACACAAAUGGCAACGCCUUUGGCACACAUCAGCAUCAUUCCCUGCAACAUCAGCAGCAGCAGCAGCACGCGUCGCAGCAACAGCAGCAGCAACUGUCGCAUCACCAGCAGCAAUUGCAUCAUCAGCAACAGCAGCAGCAGCAACAACAACAACAACAGCAACAACACCCGCAGUCGCAGCUGUCGGCGCCGCAGCUGACGUCGACGCAUCCACAUCAGCUGCACAGCGCAGCACAGCACACGCAUUCCACAAUUGCCAAUGCUGCGGCAGCGGCAGCGGCGGCAUCGGUUGUCAGCAGCAGCAGCGCCGUCGCAGCAGCAGCGAUGCUUAGCGCUGGCGCCACGCAGAGCGUCAUACAGCAGCCGGCGACGUCGAGCGUUAACUAUGAUCUCUCCUAUAUGCUGGAACUGGGCGGCUUCCAGCAGCGCAAGGCGAAAAAGCCGCGCAAGCCCAAACUGGAAAUGGGCGUCAAGCGACGCAGCCGGGAAGGAUCCACAACAUAUCUGUGGGAAUUUCUACUCAAGCUGCUGCAGGAUCGCGAAUACUGUCCGCGUUUCAUCAAAUGGACGAACCGAGAGAAGGGCGUCUUCAAGCUGGUCGACUCCAAGGCGGUUUCCCGCCUCUGGGGCAUGCACAAGAACAAGCCGGACAUGAACUACGAGACAAUGGGCCGGGCACUGCGAUACUAUUACCAACGCGGCAUAUUGGCCAAGGUAGAUGGUCAACGACUUGUCUAUCAGUUUGUCGAUGUGCCCAAGGAUAUAGUUGAAAUCGAUUGCAAUGGCGUAUAAGAUAGAGAAUGUUAGCGAAAGAGAGAGUGAGAGAGAGAGCAUGUAAAUAGACGUAACCUUACGGAAUCGGUGGCAAUAGAAUGGGAGCUGAACCGGCUAGCGGCAAUAGUAGAAAUUAUAUA